AUGGACGAAAAAUUAACUCUUACACACACUCAAUAUGUUCCUAAAUUUCCCAAGUUAUCAGGAAAAUUAUCUGAGACUUACCUUAACUUAAUAGAAACAUACUUUGAAGGACAUAUUGAGUCAGACUCAUCUAAAAUUAGGACACUACUAUGCAGCUUACCAAUUGAGAUUGUAGACCAAGUUACGUCGAUAUGUUCUAAAGCACAGUUAAAAGACUUUAAUAUUGUUUUUGGUGCCGAGGAGUCCUUCCAUACUUUUUAUUUUAGAAUUUCAAAACUUCAUAAAAAAUGCGAUUUUGAUAACGAUACAAGAAUGAUUGAGAAAUUAAUAACUUGUUCUUUAAAUGAUAAUAUUAGAAGGAAGUUAAAUAAACAUAAGCACGAAGGUUUAGAUAAGAUGAUGAAAUUAGGAGUGGAGUUAGAUGGCAGCAAUAUUAAACCAGACGUUAGCGAUACAAAUUAUGUAGAUAAUGAUAAAAAAUUGGAUAAAAAUAAAAAGUUUUACAAUUUAAACAUGGAUAAAAUACCAUGCAAAAGUACUUUUAGUAAUAAUGAGAAUAAUUCUAAUGAUUAUGAACGUAAUAAUUUUAAAGAAAAUAAUUUUAAUUAUAAUGGACGUAACAUUCAUAAGGAAAAUUUUGAUUUUAAGAAGAGGAAUUAUAAUGAUUUUAGGCCUAAUUAUAGUGCUAGCCGAAACUAUCAAAACAAUAUUUUUCGAGACAGUGAGGGUAACUCUAGAAAUUUUCGUAAUAACCAAUCUUCGAAUAACAAUUCAAACUAUUACGGAAGAAACUCCAUAAACAAUGCCUGGCAAUACAAUAACAAUUCAAACAAUUAUGGUAGAGGUACUUGGCAAAACAAUAAUUAUAAUGGGAGAAACAAUUCCUGGUCUUACAACAAUCAAAGAAAUCAGAGUCAAUAUAAUAAUCGAUAUGGUUAUCAAUAUCAAUCCUAUAAUAACAACAAUAAUGGAGAAAAUAAUGCGUGGAAAAAUUAUAAUCAAAAUAUUAAUCAAAGAAAACCAUUACAAUAUAAUGACGUGAUCAAAGUAACAUCAAUUGUAACAUGA
Gordionus sp. m RMFG-2023 is the source of this 1068-nucleotide messenger RNA. Its product is annotated as TBC1 domain family member 5 homolog A-like. Lineage: Eukaryota; Metazoa; Nematomorpha; Gordioida; Chordodea; Parachordodidae. The record is from RefSeq and is a predicted model, not a curated record. The transcript has 3 exons. Bases 1 to 1068 code for a protein of 355 amino acids.